AGGACAUUGGUAGUGUGGGACUGAGGCAGGGGGAUGGAUGACAGGGAGGCUGGGCUGGUAAACCCCCAGGCCUCCUCCCUGCCUCCAGCCUAGAGAGCCUGGGAGAGCUUUGCUUGGAACCAGAUUCUGGGAUCCAGUCCUGUGUGGAGGAAUGGGGCUCUUUGCUAACUCUCAGUUUUACAGCUUCCACCUGCUAUUGCGCCCCACACGCACGCAGUCCUGGCCUGUGGCUAGACCACAUUUUAGGGUGUGUAUUGGGGCAAUUGGCCUGGAGUGACCACACCCCCUCCUACCGUUGAGUCAUUACCCCUCUGGCUAGCCUCCCCCCCCAUCCCCAGUUUCCUCCUCUGCUGGGAGGGGCUGCCUGGCUGUGAAGGGUAGAGGAACACGUUUCCCCUGGAGCUGUGAGAAAGCGACUGUCUUUACAGGUGGAGCGCUCCAGGAGCAGGAGGGUCUGAGUCAGAAGCAUCUCUGAGACUGGAGAGUAGAGGGGGAUUUCGAUCUGUUGCCCUGCCUGUGUCCGUGAGGAGGACAGGGGAGCUCCCCAAACAGGGGACCCAACAGUGACCCAUCCCUUUCAAGUUUUGAGGCUGGGAGCCGGGCAGGGCCUGGGCUUCUCUGUUCGUGCCCCAGAGAAGAAGGCCUAGAGGGACAGCUGGUGACAGGAGUGAGUGAUGUGGGCGUCCUCUCUUUUCCUCCACCCUGGGGGCCCUGGAGUAUGAAUGAAGAGGGGAAGACCCAGGCGCUGGGGAAGACGUAAGGAGAAGAAAGGCGGUUUUGGAAGGGAGAGUAUUCUUAUGGGCUUGGAAUGAGUUCUUCAAGCAAUUCUGCGCUGAAAAGAGUCAAGUCUGGGGGUGGUGAGUGGCCCCAGAGCACAGCAGAAACCAAAAGGGGAAAGGACGGGCUCAGCAACCUAAGAACGGAGAGUCUAGAGCAGAGCUUGGAGCCAGCCUACUUCCUACCCAACUCCUUUCAAUGAAUUCCUUACCUGGCCCAGCCCCUGGUUACCUGGAUCUGAGUGAUAUGUCCCCACCCAGGCACCCCACGGCAACAGGCAUUUAACAUGGGCUGAGAAGCUGGACUUGCACAGAGGGCUGGCAGAAAUGGGCCCCUGGCUGAGUCCUAGUCAGCCGGUGGCAGCAAGGAGAGGCCUGGGCGUCUGGAGACGGGCUAGGACGGAGCAGUUCUGGAGUGAGUGACUAGGCCGGAGCCCUACCUGCCUGGCCCACCAUGGUCCAGAGGCUGUGGGUGAGCCCCCUGCUACGGCAUCGGACAGCCCAGCUCCUGCUGGUCAACCUGCUGACUUUCGGCCUGGAGGUGUGCCUGGCUGCUGGCAUCACCUACGUGCCACCCCUGCUGCUGGAAGUGGGGGUAGAGGAGAAGUUCAUGACCAUGGUGCUGGGCAUCGGUCCAGUGCUGGGCCUGGUCUCGGUCCCACUACUCGGCUCAGCCAGUGACCACUGGCGUGGACGCUAUGGUCGUCGGAGGCCCUUCAUCUGGGCACUGUCCCUGGGCGUCCUGCUGAGUCUCUUUCUCAUCCCGAGGGCUGGCUGGCUGGCGGGCCUGCUGUGCCCGGACACCAGGCCCCUGGAGUUGGCACUGCUGAUCCUGGGUGUGGGGCUGCUGGACUUCUGUGGCCAGGUGUGCUUCACUCCACUGGAGGCCCUGCUCUCUGACCUCUUCCGGGACCCGGACCACUGUCGCCAGGCCUUCUCUGUCUACGCCUUCAUGAUCAGUCUCGGGGGCUGCCUGGGCUACCUCCUGCCUGCCAUUGACUGGGACACCAGUGCCCUGGCCCCGUACCUAGGCACCCAGGAGGAGUGCCUCUUUGGCCUGCUCACUCUCAUCUUCCUCACUUGCGUGGCAGCCACACUGUUUGUGACUGAGGAGGUAGCACUGGGCCCAGCUGAGCCAGCAGAAGGGCUGUCGAUCCCCUCCAGACCGCCCCACUGCUGCCCAUGCCGCGCCCGCCUGGCUUUCCGGAACCUGGGCACCCUGGUUCCCCGGCUGCACCAGCUCUGCUGCCGUGUGCCGCGCACCCUGCGCCGACUCUUUGUGGCUGAGCUGUGUAGCUGGAUGGCGUUCAUGACCUUCACGCUGUUUUACACGGACUUCGUGGGCGAGGGGCUGUACCAGGGUGUGCCCAGGGCUGAGCCAGGCACCGAGGCCCGGAGACACUACGAUGAAGGGGUCCGGAUGGGCAGCCUGGGGCUGUUCCUGCAGUGUGCCAUCUCCCUGCUCUUCUCUCUGGUCAUGGACCGGCUGGUGCAGCGGUUCGGCACCCGGGCGGUAUAUCUGGCCAGCGUGGUGGCUUUUCCUGUGGCUGCUGGUGCCACAUGCCUGUCCCGCAGCGUAGCCGUGGUGACCGCCUCAGCAGCCCUCACUGGGUUCACCUUCUCUGCCCUGCAGAUCCUGCCCUACACGCUAGCUUCCCUCUACCACCAUGAGAAGCAGGUGUUCCUGCCCAAAUACCAAGGAGAUGCUGGCGGUGGUACCAGUGAGGACAGCCUGGUGACCAGCUUCUCACCGGGGCCCAAGGCUGGCCCCCCCUUCCCCAACGGACACGUGGGUGCUGGAGGCAGCGGCCUCCUCCCAUCUCCACCCACACUCUGUGGGGCCUCUGCUUGCGAUCUCUCCAUGCGUGUGGUCGUGGGCGAGCCACCGGAGGCCACCAGGAUUAUUCCAGGCAGGGGCAUCUGCCUGGACCUCGCCAUCCUGGACAGUGCCUUCCUGCUGUCCCAGGUGGCCCCAUCACUGUUUAUGGGCUCUAUCGUCCAACUCAGCCAGUCUGUGACUGCCUAUAUGGUAUCAGCUGCAGGCCUGGGUCUGGUUGCCAUUUACUUUGCUACGCGGGUAGUAUUUGACAAGAGUGACUUGGCCAAAUACUCAGUGUAGAGUACUUCCUACCCUCUGAGGGAGGGCCUGCCUCACUGGGAUCCAGGUCCCCCUAGUCCAUGCUCCAGUUAGCCCCUUAGGGCUACAGGGCUGGCCUCCCAGUGUCUGUUGCUGCCAAAGUGGUGAGGCUCUCUUCUGCCACCCUGUGGCGUUGAGGUGCAUAGCUGCACAGACAGGGCACCAGAGCUUCCCUCUCACCUCUGCCCAGUCUUUAGGGCUGGUAGCUCUCCAAAUGGGCUUCAGUCUGGACUUCUAUAGGGAGAGAAGGGCGGAGCAUUUGAUUAGCACCCUGCACUGGAAUGCAGGACCUUUAGGGGGUUACCCAGGCUAAGGGUUAACAGUGUCCUGGUCAAAACAUACCUAAAGAAUGGAUUUGGGGAGCUGAGUAAACUCAGCCACCAGGUCUCCCAUCUCCAAGCCCCCAUAUCCUGUAGGUUCCCCCAGUGUUGCUCUUGCGUGGGAGUUUCUAGUGUGAAACUCUCCUCCACAGGAUUUGAGAGGAUGAAAGUUACUUGGGGGGCCGAGUCUUGAGGGGAGAAGGGAUGCUGCCUGGCCCCGCAGUACUGCCUUCCCGCCGAGUCCCCCAGCCCUAUGUUUUAUCAUGGCUUGUUGGCCCCUGCGUCACCAUCCUAGGGACACAGGCCUUUAAAUAUUUAACUUAUUUAUUUAACUAAGUAGAGGGGUGGUGACAUCCCCAACAACUGGGUCCCCUGAGAUGGCUGGCUAUGGGGCUAAGUGUUGCCAGAAUCUCCUCCUCCUGGAGUGACUGGUCUGGCCCCAAAACUGCCUAACCCGGGAGCUUGGAAGCUCUGCUCACCCGAGCUGAUAGCCCAGUUCCUCUUACCCAAGGCUACGGGAAGGCGGAGGGUGGGCUCCAGGUCCCCGCCACCGCCCUAGCCUUCCUCCUCUCGGCCUCGCCUGCCCUGCCCCACUCUGUGCUCCCUCAAGGGCUGGGCUGAUGAAGGAGCUGCCCACCCCCUACGGGCUCCACAGCCCUCUCUUUGGGGCUGUUCUCGAACCAGAAGCACCCAGUGUGGCUCCUCGAACCUUUAUCUGUCUCAGCCCCCAGGGCAUAUCUGUGCUUGGUGACUCUUGCACAAAAUCUCAGGAGCACCCCCUGCGUGGGCUUAGGAGGUCUGAUCUCUGGGGGGAGGUUUAAGUGCCGUUUGCAAUAAUGUCAUGUCUUAUUUAUUUAGUGGAAUAAAUAUUUUAUACUGUAUAUGAGCAAUCAGAGUAUAAUGUUUAUGGUGAUAAAAUUAAAGGCUUCUUAUAUGUUUAA
Messenger RNA from Hipposideros armiger (great roundleaf bat), 4174 nucleotides. It is a transcript of the gene SLC45A3, whose product is annotated as solute carrier family 45 member 3. The record is from RefSeq and is a predicted model, not a curated record. Gene Ontology annotation, molecular function: sucrose:proton symporter activity. Gene Ontology annotation, cellular component: membrane. Lineage: Eukaryota; Metazoa; Chordata; Mammalia; Chiroptera; Hipposideridae. The coding region runs from base 1231 to 2895 and encodes 554 amino acids. Gene Ontology annotation, biological process: transmembrane transport. The transcript is spliced from 7 exons.